Messenger RNA from Trichoplusia ni (cabbage looper), 753 nucleotides. RefSeq names its product calcium load-activated calcium channel. The transcript has 5 exons. Bases 123 to 674 code for a protein of 183 amino acids. Gene Ontology annotation, molecular function: calcium channel activity. NCBI's taxonomy places the organism in Eukaryota, Metazoa, Arthropoda, Insecta, Lepidoptera, Noctuidae. The record is from RefSeq and is a predicted model, not a curated record. Gene Ontology annotation, biological process: endoplasmic reticulum calcium ion homeostasis. Gene Ontology annotation, cellular component: endoplasmic reticulum; endoplasmic reticulum membrane; cytoplasm.
AGUGAAACAUCACUCACUCGUUACUGUCAAGCUGCAAAUUCGAUUUGGUGGUAUUAGAUUUGGUCCAUCUAUCUGGCAUUAAGCGUUUUUUUUUUAAUAACCACUGGUCAUUAAGUGUUAAAAUGUGGAGCGAUUCCUUGCUUAUUGUAUUUAUUUCUAUAUGUACGGCGUUCUUAGGAGAAGGUUUAACAUGGAUACUGGUAUAUAGAACAGAGAAAUAUCAAAAGCUUAAAGUCGAGGUAGAACGUCAGAGUAAAAAAUUGGAGAAACGUAAAGAAGCGCAUGGAGACUCAUUGGAUAAACAACAUAAAAAGAAAAUUGAAAGGGAGGAAGAAAGACUCAAAAACAACAACAGGGACCUGUCAUUGGUCAAGAUGAAAUCAAUGUUUGCGAUUGGUUUUGCAUUUACAGCCUUACUUAGCAUGUUUAAUAGCAUAUUUGAUGGGCGUGUUGUAGCUAAGCUCCCAUUCUACCCUAUCUCAUGGAUUCAAGGACUGAGCCACAGGAACCUGCCCGGUGAUGACUAUACUGACUGCUCUUUCAUUUUCUUGUACAUAUUGUGUACUAUGAGUAUAAGACAAAAUAUCCAGAAGCUUUUAGGAUUUGCCCCAUCGCGAGCUGCAUCAAAACAAGGUGGAGCUCUGUUUGCCACACCACCUGCUCAGUUCAAGUAAAAAUAGUUUUUUUGUCCAAGAAAUUAUGUCUUAACUGUUGAGUUAAAAGUUAUAGAAUAAAUCAGCAUUUAUUUAUUGA